UCUAUGAUAAUCCUAUAGCUGCAUGGUUGAAGAACACCGUGGAUUCGGUUUGGCUUUUGUUUAACCUUGAAAUCAUAAAUAAUUUUUCUUAUCCUUAAUGGUCUUCUUGUCGUGUUUGAAACUUUGCUGAUCUUUUUAUCUCAUAUUUGUGCAUCGGUCAAAGCAAAAAACGUCAAAAGAUACAGUUUUUUGAGAUACAGAAGCAAUGUUGUUAACACAGAAUGUCAGUGGCACAUCAUUUGUUGUAAAUUUUUUUAUAUGGAUCAUUCUUCCAGACUGUGCUAGAGCAUAUUACCGACGGUACACUACUUACGGAACCGGCGAUACAUUGGUAGUCGUAAUGACAGGCGGGCAUGUGGACGAUGCCCAUCGAUGGGCGACAGAGUGUAUGGAUGGAGAAGCGCUUAUUGGAGUUUUCGAUGGUGGUGAUUACGGUGGCAUCGGAACUAUAUGGUGCAAGUUUAUGUUUCCCAAAAAGAAACCUUCAUUUGGAAUUUAUCCGUAUUACGACUUUUGUAAUGUGAGAAAUUUGGACAAAAUGCACGAGUAUUACUGCUACGACAAAUAUUAUCCCAUGGAUACAUAUGACACAUUUAUGACAGGUUUCAGCCCGCCAGUGGGGUAUGCCUAUCGGGCAACUCAAGGUGUUCCGCUGCAUCCCGCUCUAAAUUCUUUGAACGCCGGAAAUCUCAAUAACGACCAUUUGUACAAAUGCUGCAAAUUGCCACAUGGCUAUCACCUAGACUAUUCACGAUGCCAGUAUCGAUACACUCAUGACAAAUUCGGGGAGCACUACGACGAAAAUACCAUGUUUAUGUCGAAAUGUGAUCGAGACUCCCUGAUGACGGGCAUUGGCCGAGGUGAAAAUCCCUGGACUGCCGGAUUGAAUUUUGUCUGGGUGCAGUGCUGCCCAUUGUUUUAUGACCCAAUGUUUAUUCCGCUCUAUUCAUUUGCCAAUGAAACAUACCACUGGCAAGCCGGCGUCCCGCCAUUGCGGCAGAUUCGUCGGCCGGCGUACGACUCCGCCACAACCACCGCAACCCCGGUCGUGUGAAAAAUUACGGUGAAAAUUCAGACUUUUCUGAUCUCGAUGUAUGUAGCGUUAGCAGUAACGAUGUAUUCUGAUCUCUUUAAAACAUUGAUUUCGUGUUUAGUGACUUCAUAGCACAUUAAAAGGGCGAAACUGAAAAUGUUCCUACAUUAAUUCAUUUCAUCAAAUUCUAGAUUUUCUGAUUGUUUAACUGGACACAUGCUCCAAAACAUUUAUUGACUUUUUGUAAUUAUUUGUCUUACCAUCCC
This is a messenger RNA of Paramacrobiotus metropolitanus, 1299 nucleotides long. RefSeq lists its product as uncharacterized. The record is from RefSeq and is a predicted model, not a curated record. The transcript is spliced from 10 exons. NCBI's taxonomy places the organism in Eukaryota, Metazoa, Tardigrada, Eutardigrada, Parachela, Macrobiotidae. The coding region runs from base 206 to 1054 and encodes 282 amino acids.